UAAGGCGGAUGACCAGGAGACCAUGAAUCUCACAUGCGUGCUUCUCCUUCUGUUUUGCACGGUGUUUACGCAAGCGGAAGGACGAAGACGGAGAUGUUACCUCCCCCCAGAGACCGGUGUUUGCCGAGCACGAAUCCCGAAAUGGUAUUAUGACCAUUUGACUGGCCAGUGCAAGGAAUUCAUCUAUGGUGGUUGCGGAGGAAACCGGAACCAGUUUUCCACAAUAGAAGAAUGCCUCGCCGAAUGUGCCCCCCGGAGGCAUGUACCCCGCAGCUGCUACGAGGCACCAGAGACUGGUCGAUGCCGAGCACGACACCCAAGCUGGUACUUCGAUUCCAGGCUUGGUCACUGCAAAAUGUUCAUCUACGGUGGGUGUGACGGAAACAGAAACCGCUUUUCUACAGAGGAAGAAUGCAUGGGCACCUGCUCACCAUCGUCUCGGUAUCCUGUCGUCUGCAGCCAGAAGCCGAGCCUUCAGUCCUACUAUUAUGCUUUGUUCUACUACUAUCAAUACCGACACAUAGUUUGGUAUUUCAACCCUGCUGAAGCCACUUGCGAGCAGUUUCAACCAGGCCAGUUGCCAAAGAGUUCUAGCUUUUUUCAAAGCUGCCAGGCAUGUUCAAACACAUGUACCAAAUAUAAUAGCUGCUCCAGUAAUCCAGAGUAGUAAGUAGAUAUGCGGUUCUUCAUCAUUUAGAGUGUUAAACCAGACUCUACGGUAGCAGUUAAAAAGGUGCUACGUCCUUUUGUCUGGCCACAAUUAUGGAAUGCAUCAAGAGCUUUAGUGUUACCAGUGCUGACUGUUUAUAUUUAAGAGCUGACAUUAUGAUACAAAAUAAACUUUGAGGAAUCAUGCA
Rhipicephalus microplus (southern cattle tick) is the source of this 857-nucleotide messenger RNA. RefSeq names its product kunitz-type serine protease inhibitor A-like. Gene Ontology annotation, molecular function: serine-type endopeptidase inhibitor activity. Lineage: Eukaryota; Metazoa; Arthropoda; Arachnida; Ixodida; Ixodidae. The record is from RefSeq and is a predicted model, not a curated record.